Messenger RNA from Penicillium digitatum Pd1, 414 nucleotides. RefSeq lists its product as uncharacterized. Gene Ontology annotation, molecular function: GDP binding; GTPase activity; GTP binding. Gene Ontology annotation, biological process: signal transduction. Gene Ontology annotation, cellular component: plasma membrane. The record is from RefSeq and is a predicted model, not a curated record. NCBI's taxonomy places the organism in Eukaryota, Fungi, Ascomycota, Eurotiomycetes, Eurotiales, Aspergillaceae.
AUGAAGCAAGGCCAAGGCUUCCUCCUCGUCUUCUCCAUCACUAGCACGUCCUCUUUAAACGAACUCUCCGAGCUCCGCGAACAAAUCAUUCGAAUCAAAGACGACGAAAACGUCCCAAUCGUGAUCGUGGGCAACAAAUCUGAUCUGGAAGAAGACCGCGCCGUACCGCGCGCCCGCGCCUUUGGCCUAUCCCAAAAAUGGGGUAACGCCCCAUACUACGAGACCUCUGCCCGGCGCCGCGCAAACGUCAACGAAGUCUUUGUCGAUCUGUGUCGCCAGAUCAUCCGCAAAGACUCUGAGGGCUCAAGGAGCAACAGCGAUCCCAACCGCAAGCGCGAUGGCUCGAACCGCCAUGACCGCAAGAAAGAAAAUCGCCGGCCAAGAAAUCGCCGCGGACCGUGUGUUAUCCUUUGA